AAGAUGGCGACCAUGGAAGGUCCGUUGAGUAAAUGGACUAAUGUUAUGAAAGGAUGGCAGUAUCGUUGGUUUGUUUUAGACGAAAAUUCCGGUCUUUUGUCUUAUUAUACAUCCAAAGAGAAAAUGAUGAGAGGAACAAGAAGAGGCUGUGUUGUUUUAAAGGGGGCUGUGAUAGGGAUAGAUGAUGAAGAUGAUAGUACCUUCACUAUUACAGUUGAUCAUAAAACAUUUCAUUUUCAAGCCAGAGAUGCAGAUGAACGUGAAAGAUGGAUUGAAGGCUUAGAAAAUACAGUACUUCGGCAUUCUCAUAUAGCUACAAAGAAUGAGAAUCAAGUACAAUGUCGUAUUGAAGAUUUUGAUAACAAGUUAAUGGAAACAGAUGCUUAUUUACAACUUCUUAUAGAACAAGUAGAGACAAUAGAAGCUAAAAUAGAAGCCUGUCCAGAUGAAGCAUCUAAAGAAAAAUAUAACCUGAUUAAAGUUACAGCUACAGACAUGAUAGAAGCCAUAAAACAUUCCAUUAUGAUGUUACAGAUAUCAAAAGAGAGUUUAAAAGAGCCAGUUAUCAAUUCUGCAUUUACUCCUAUAACACAGACGGCUAACUUUUCACAUUUUGGUUCACCAAAACCUGGAGGUACGAAAACAUCACUAUCUAGUGAAAAUAUAGAUAAAACUAGUGAUAUAGUACCGGAAGAUACUUUAGUUACUUCAACUACCAGUGUAUCUUUACCUAAUUUAUCUACACCAGUGAUAUCAUCAGUUGUUCCAGUAGAUGGCGCUGGUAUAGCAGAACCCAUUGUACAAUCUGAAUUACAAAUACCAUUACCAAUACCAGAAACACAUCCAACUACCUCUUAUUCUAGUAGUGAUGAUGAUGAUGAAUUCUAUGAUGCAGAAGAUCAAAAAUCAUCAGCUAAAAAUUCACCAGAACAUGAAUUAGAUAAACUAAAAGUAGAUAAUACUGGUAAUAAUUUAGAGGAUGGACCAUCUUCACCCCCAGUUAUUACAUCUCAAGAUGAUUUCUUUGAUGAAUUAUAUGAUGAAAUGGAUACAGAAGAUUUGGGAUCAUUAGAACAACAUGGCAGUAUUAUAACUCAUCUCCUAUCACAAGUUCGUAUUGGUAUGGAUUUAACUAAAGUUGUUUUACCAACAUUUAUAUUAGAAAGAAGAUCAUUGUUAGAAAUGUUUGCUGAUUUCUUUGCUCAUCCUGAUUUAUUCCUUAAGGUAGUGGAAUUAAAAACACCUCGAGAAAGAAUGAUACAGAUAGUUAGAUGGUAUUUAUCAGCGUUUCAUGCUGGCCGACCAAGUGAAGUAGCUAAGAAACCAUAUAAUCCUAUAUUAGGAGAAACAUUUCUAUGUGAAUGGAGAAUGCCAGAUGAAGACUAUAGUAAAAGUGAGAAAGUAGAACAAGGACCGUUAGAAUACGCCACAAAAGACAACUUAGCUUUUAUAGCAGAACAAGUUUCACAUCAUCCUCCAAUUUCUGCAUUCUACGCAGAACAUUUUAACAAAAGGAUCACAUUAGAUGGUUAUAUAUGGACCAAAUCCAAGUUUUUAGGAUUAUCUAUUGGUGUACAUAUGAUAGGUCAGGCUGUUGUAUCAGUAUUAGAUUUAGAUGAACAUUAUACUAUAACAUUCCCUAAUGGAUAUGGCAGGUCUAUAUUAACUGUACCAUGGGUAGAAUUAGGUGGUAAAUGUCAUAUUAAUUGUGCUAAAACAGGUUUUAAUGCUACAAUUGAUUUCCAUACGAAGCCAUUUUAUGGUGGAAAGAAACAUCAGAUAUCAGGUCAGAUUUAUGAUCCUAAUGAAAAAAAACCAAUUGUAACAGUAAAUGGUGAAUGGAAUGGAGUUAUGUAUGCUAAAUAUGAUAAUGGGCAAACAGAAACAUUUGUCGACACGAAAAAUCUUCCAAUAAUCAAAAAACGUGUACAACCUAGAGAGACGCAGGAUGAAUAUGAAUCAAGAAGGUUAUGGCAGGAUGUUACAAAACAUCUAAAAUAUAGAAAUGUUGUGGAGGCGACUGAAGGUAAACAUAGAUUAGAACAAAGACAAAGAGAGGAAGCCAAGGAAAGGAAAGAAAAGGGAAUCAAAUGGGAAACUAAAAAAUUCCAUGAAGUAGGUGAACACUGGGUAUAUGAUCAUCCCCUUGUUACAAGAUUAAAACAUGCUGGAACUCAAAAUACUAUAUCAUGAUCUAUGACUUAAUUCUCUACAACCUCCUGGAGUAUUAAAACAGACUAGCUAUGAGCAUACAUUCAGUGAUGAUAACUUUAAGAUAAUAAGCUCAAGAUAAUAUAGACCAGGUCAUGGGAAACAUCAUUUAAAGUGAUACAUAGUGUAACCAUGGAUUAUAUAUUUUGUGCAAUGAUGUGAUUUAAAUCUUAAAAAAAGAUUUGUGUUUCUGUUAUUUUUCUUAGCAUACAUAUCUACAGGACAGUUAAGAAUGUUCUCCAGUCCAUUCAAUAGAUACUAUGUGGGAUUUUAGGAAGAGAUCACAUUAUUGGUAAAUAGAUCUUGUGAUAUCUUUAAUAUAUACAGUUAGUGACAGAUGUGAUAAAAAUAUAGCUGUCUCUUUCAGUGAAUCUUGUUAUCAAACUUUAGAUCAGAUCAUUUAGUUAAAGAGUUAAAAUCUUGUGAUGUCAAAGUCUUUAUUUUCUCAUUAUUCAAGUCUACUUAAAGAGUCAGCUGACAGAUAAUCCAGAAAGGUCAAUGCCAGGCUUGGCCAAAAACUAGCUGGUAGACAGGAUUCAAGAAUUUUUAUAGUAUGGAGGAUUCGAAAAAUAAAAAUCUUCACAGUUGUAUAAUUGUGUUGGUCAUUUUUGGAACAAGUCUUUCUCUAAAUAUGUUACAAAUCUUACACAGACAUAUGAAUUGGCACCCAAAUCUUGCAGUGGUUAUUAUAGAGUAAACCUCACAUAUCAGUGAUUUCUUGAAAGUCCUUCAAACAUCUUGAUAAAAGUUAGCUUGUAAGUUUUUACUGUGUAUCUUGUAUGGUGAAAUUUGUUAUCAUUACAAAUGAAUUGUUAUAAAUAUUAAUUUUUAUUCAGAUAUUUAUUUAUUUAUUAUAGUGUAAAGGAAUUCCUGAUAUAAAAUCAUGAUUUAUGUAAAUUAUUGUCUUUGUUCUUUUAACUUUUAAUGAAAAUGAAAGAUUU
Molecule: messenger RNA, 3152 nt
Organism: Lottia gigantea (owl limpet)
Lineage: Eukaryota; Metazoa; Mollusca; Gastropoda; Lottiidae
Exons: 20
Coding region: 4-2193 (729 amino acids)
Cellular component (GO): cytosol; intracellular membrane-bounded organelle; membrane
Molecular function (GO): sterol binding
Source: RefSeq, a predicted model, not a curated record